GCACGAAAGGCGCGAACCGUGUAAACAAUACUUAAAAGCCUUAUAUGAACUGCUUGUCAUUAGAAGAUAUGAAUCAAUUUAUUUUACCUUGUUGAUGGUGCUGUCUUUAGGAUUUCGAUCAUUUGACUCGUUUUUUGAAACAUUUUAAACUUCUAACCGGAUGUUGCCCUUUCGCUGUGCUGUGGCUGUCUAAAAACUGAACUGUUACUGUACGCCUGUUUGUGAUGAAUAUCGAUGGUAUAAUCCUGCAUUCUACCAGUGAAUAUAGGAUGUUUUUAUCUGCACUUUCGGCUUGAGUCAGUCAAUAAGAGUUCAACAUGUGUAAAGAAGACAAGGAAGCCUUUAUUGUGAAAUUUGUGGAAAGUGGAGGUUCACAAACAGAGUAUGCUGUCAAAGCAUAUGAGGCCAUUUUGGAGCUGCAGUCUGAAAAGUUUAUAAAAAACAUCAAGGAGGAAGAUGUGUUACAGAUGGAGCAGAAGGACAAGUCUCUGUUUGUGUUCAGUAGCUUCACCUCUUCAGCUUUCCUGCACUGCAAGAAGCUUGGCUGCAGAAUAGUGAGCCCACUGGUGGUGUUGUACUGCCUCCAGAAUCAGCGUUGUGUCCCCAAAGCAGAGAAACCUGUGUAUAAUAUGGCGAUGGCUGAUAUAACCAUUUCCUGCACUAGCCUGGACAAAGCAGCACGGGCAGAGGUGAUGGAUUUGGUGCAACUCAUGGGUGGACGAGUCUAUCUUGAUCUUAAUGUGUCUGUCACCCACCUGAUUGCAGGAGAAGUAGGAAGCAAAAAAUACCUGGUGGCUGCCAGCCUGGGUAAACCCAUCUUGCUGCCCACAUGGGUCAAAGCUUGCUGGGAGAAAUCACAAGACAGUCUUUUCAGGUACACAGACUUGCCCGUGGAGGACUAUCUGUGCCCCGUGUUGCUUGGCUGUACUGUUUGUGUGACGGGCCUCUCCAGCACAGAACGCAAAGAGGUGCAAAGACUCUGCGAGCAGCACGGAGCCAAAUACACCGGCCAGCUCAAAAUGAAUGAGUGCACACAUCUUAUAGUCAGUGAACCAACAGGCCAGAAGUACGAGUGCGCCGUGAAGUGGAAUGUGUACUGUGUGUCUCUACACUGGCUUUUUGACAGCAUAGAGAAGGGAUUCUGUCAGGAUGAAAGCAGGUACACUGUGGCGCGCAAGGCGUCAAAAAACACGAGGCAGCACACGUCCACCCCCACCAACACCAGCAAGAGGCAAGAUGGUCCAUCUCUGUUGGGCCUGAGCAACAUUUCUGUCAGCAUUAACAUGGGAGUAAAUGACACCGCCCUCACWAAUACGACCAUGAGCCGUGUGGAGACGCCAGACCCCAUCGACAAUCUGGAUCUCACCGUUUGCCCAAAAGAUGAUGUUUUAGACGGCUGUAAGCUGUGUUUAUGUGGUCUCUCGGCGAAGAAGCUGGAGAAGCUGCGGCGACUUGUAAACGCUGCAGGAGGUCUGCGCUUCAACCAGCCCAGUGAGGAACUCACUCAUGUGGUGAUGGGAGAGCUGGACCAGGAGCUGCAACAUUUUCUCUCCAAAGCCACUCAUAGGCCCCAUGUAGUGACGGUGCAGUGGCUGCUGGACAGCAUCUCCAAAGGCAGCCUACUCCCAGAAGAAGGAUACCUCCACCCUCACUGCCUUCCUCCCGCUGCAGCCGCUGCAUCCACGCUGGCUCCUCACCCUCUGAAGUCCCGACCCUCAGCCGGUCCACUCGUUUCCAGCCCGAGAACUCCCAGAGGAAAGACAGCAGAGGAAGAUCUCCUCUCACAGUACAUGGAUGAUGACCCUACAGUGGUCGAUAUGCCACCACCAGCAGCUGAAAGCCACAGCAGGAAGUCCAUCAGCGCAGCUGCAGAGCCACAAACCGAGUCCUGGGCACCCGACCACACCAGAGGACCAGAACAAGACUCAGCCCUGCAGGAAACCCUGUUUUCUGGCAAAACGUUCCUCCUCGUGGGUUUUGGUGCUGAAGCCGAGGCACAGCUCUCGAUGCUGGCGAUUCAACAGGGAGGAAAGGUGCUGACGGGCAGCACUCGAGUGGUGGCCGACUACGCCGUGGUUCCUCUGUUGGGCUGCCCAGUGGAGGCCACGGUGGAUGAGGUCGUCACUGACACCUGGCUGGCCAUGUGUGUGGAGAAAGAAUGCCUUUUGGAGCCGUCCUCUAACCCCUUGUACACCCCUGUUCCUGUGAGGGAGGGGCAUUUUCCUCUCAAAGAUUGCAUCCUCUCAGUCAGCCAGUUCACCGGAGCAGAGAGGGAGUCUUUGGUGGAUCUGGCCAAGCACCUCGGAGCCAAUGUCCAGGAUUACUUKGUGCGUCUGGCGAACCAGAAGAAAGGCAUGCUGGCCAGCACUCACUUGGUGUUGCGAACUCCUGAAGGCACAAAGUACGAGGCGGCUAAGAAGUGGGGGUUUCCUGCGGUYACCAUGCACUGGAUACUGGAGUCUGCUCGAACAGGCAAGAGGGCGUCGGAGGAGAAAUAUCUGGUGGACCUCCCAGAUUCACCAGAGAGGGAUGAAGAGAGCUUCAUCGGCGGUUCGCAGAAACCAGCUCUGCCUCCUCUGUCUCCGGAGGUCCCUCUGCUGGGUCCUCAGAGCGGUAAAGCUGUCACCCCGCUGGAUUUAGGUCGCUUUCAGAGCAAAGCGUUUCGCUCCGUGCUGAACGAGAUGAAGCCCAAAGAAGACCUGGGCACCCCCAAACUAAACCGAGAGGAUGGCAGGAGGAGGCCCCUCCAGAAGGAUCCUCCUCUGCAGCUGGAUACUCCUUCUCGUUUCCUGAGCAGAGAUCAGCUCUUCAGGCCCUCUUUUAACAUUAAGGAUGCACUUGGAGCUUUGGAAACUCCAGGUGGGAUAUCAAAGCCAGGAGAGAGGGUGGAGACGCCGCUUACUGAUGUCAUUAACAGGAACCUGAAGGUGGCUCUGGCCAACAGCUCACGCAGUAACCUCUCUGAAGUGGAAGCAGCCUCGGCGAGCCCCCAGCUCAAGAAGAAAACUGAGGAGGAGGUUCCACAAACAGAAGCUGGCCCUCUGACUGGUGUUGUGAUCUGCGUGGGGAAGAAACUCAGUAAAAUGCAGAGUGAACUAAAUGCCAUCGCUGCCUCACUUGGAGCUGACUUCAGGUGGGCUUGUGAUGAUGGAGUGACCCACUACAUCUACCAGGGCCGAGUGGGGGACAACUCUCGCGAGUACAAAGGAGUGAAGGAGAACGGGCUGCACGUAGUCUCGCAGUACUGGCUGCAUGCUUGUGCUGAGGAGCAGAGACGUGUGCCAGAGUCCCUGUAUCCAUUCACCUACAACCCCAAGAUGAGCCUAAAGCUGAGCCAGGUGCCCUGCAGCUCCCAGAGGCCUCCCCCGCUAACUCAAACACAACAUCAUGACAUCACUGAACCAAGGCACGACAAGGGUGACCAGAGAAGCGGCUCUGGACAUGAACACAGAACCGUCUCAGAGUGAACAGAUCGUCUGGGAUGACCCCACAGCCAGGGAGGAGAGGGCCAAGCUGGCUGAUAAUUUACAGUGGCCCGGCAGUCCGUCUCAGCACUCAGAACCACUCGCACCUGCGCCCCCUCCCUCUGCAGAGUCCGGCUCACAGCUCAAAGACUCCAUGACCGAUUCRGAGCUGGUGGAGAUAGCGGCCUGCGAGGUUUUUAACCAGCAGGUGGGUCAGAAGGUCAAGACGCCUCCAUCAGAGGAGCCAGAAGACGACACGCUCACGCCUAAAGCUCCCAGAAUCGCCUUUCCUCUCACCAAACCUCCAGUAGCAMCCGAGCCACAGGUGGAGGAAAAGGAAGAAAAGCAGCCGCCCAGGUUUCAGCUGUCCUCACUCAGCCCUCAGGAGCGCAUUGAUUACAGUCAGCUCAUAGAGGAGCUAGGUGGCAUCGUCCUGGACAAGCAGUCCUUCGACCCCAGCUGCUCACACAUCAUCGUAGGGAGUCCUCUGCGUAACGAGAAGUAUCUGGCAGCGAUGGCGGCUGGUAAAUGGAUCCUGCACCGCUCCUACCUGGAGGCCUGUCGCUCAGUGGGACGCUUCAUCCAGGAGGACGAGUACGAGUGGGGCAGCAGCUCCAUCCUAGAUGCUUUACCCUCCAUCACCUCCCAACAAAGGAGACUGGCAUUAGCUGCCAUGCGCUGGAGAAAAUCCCUGCAGAGAAGCUGUGAACAGAAGGGAGCCUUCAGUGGAUGGACUGUGAUGCUGAACAUCGACCAGAGCAGAGAAUCAGGCUUCAGACGGUUACUGCAGUCUGGUAGAGCUAAGGUUCUGCCCAGCCCCUCUCCAUCGUUGUACAAAGAAGCCACACAUCUGUUCGCAGACUUCAGUCGACUAAAACCUGGAGACUUCAAAGUGGACGUCAGCGAGGCGAGCGCACAGGGAGUGAUGUGCUUAAAGCCCGAGUACAUCGCAGAUUACCUCAUGCAGGAGCCGACCCCACCUAUCGAGCUKUACCAUCUGACUGCAGCUGAAGAAGAUCCGGGCACGCCGUCACGCAAACGUAAAGCAUCAGCAGACGCCUCCAGRCUGAAAAAGAGCCGGCUGAACUGAAACCCUAACACAUCGUCUGUAUAAUCUUCACYUUAAUGAAACUGGUUUUAAAAAAAUAUAACAUUUUUGUAUUUAUAAAAAAUAAAAUAAAAGUGACAUCUUUUAUGUAA
Austrofundulus limnaeus is the source of this 4664-nucleotide messenger RNA. RefSeq names its product DNA topoisomerase II binding protein 1 (gene topbp1). NCBI's taxonomy places the organism in Eukaryota, Metazoa, Chordata, Actinopteri, Cyprinodontiformes, Rivulidae. The record is from RefSeq and is a predicted model, not a curated record. Gene Ontology annotation, biological process: mitotic DNA replication checkpoint signaling; mitotic G2 DNA damage checkpoint signaling; DNA replication initiation.